AUGGGUCGAAAAAAAAUUCUCAUCAAACGCAUUGACGAUGAACGAAAUCGACAGGUCACGUUCACCAAACGGAAAUUGGGCCUGAUGAAAAAGGCGUACGAGUUGAGCAUACUGUGCGAUUGUGAAAUCGCUCUGAUCGUGUUUACCAGUUCGCAAAAACUGUUCCAGUACGCCAGUUCCGAUAUGGACAAAAUUUUGCUCCGCUACACCGAAUUCAACGAGCCACACGAGUCGAAGACCAAUCGUGAUAUUGUGGAGGACGAGGUGAUUUGGUCGAAUCUUCUCACCAAACGAGCGCAAUAUCCAAACUGA
Messenger RNA from Echinostoma caproni, 312 nucleotides. Lineage: Eukaryota; Metazoa; Platyhelminthes; Trematoda; Plagiorchiida; Echinostomatidae. The record is from the annotation of a GenBank genome assembly.